Molecule: messenger RNA, 190 nt
Organism: Paramecium sonneborni
Lineage: Eukaryota; Ciliophora; Oligohymenophorea; Peniculida; Parameciidae
Source: the annotation of a GenBank genome assembly
AAUGAAUCUGGAUUAGGAAAAGUCAUUGGAUAUCUACUCUAAUGAUUAGAAUCAUUCAAGGUCUUAAAAAUCAGACUUUAAAUCUCUUUUAAAAAAGGAACCAAGAAUCGUUACCAAAGAAAGUUAAUAAAACUUAAAUAGAAUUACAACUUAAGUUGAUUUAAUUGCGAGAUAAUGAUUGAUAAAGCAC